Molecule: messenger RNA, 927 nt
Organism: Fusarium mangiferae
Lineage: Eukaryota; Fungi; Ascomycota; Sordariomycetes; Hypocreales; Nectriaceae
Product: putative aldo/keto reductase family proteins
Exons: 7
Coding region: 1-927 (308 amino acids)
Cellular component (GO): cytosol
Molecular function (GO): aldose reductase (NADPH) activity
Source: RefSeq, a predicted model, not a curated record
AUGGCUCCCUCAACGCAUUUCACGCUCAACACAGGCGCAAAGAUUCCCGCUGUCGGUCUCGGAACCUGGCAGUCUAAGCCCGGUGAGGUUCGCAAGGCUGUCGCUUACGCCCUCAAGGAUGGGUACCGUCAUAUUGACGCGGCUCUUAUCUACGGAAACGAGACUGAAGUCGGCCUGGGCAUUAAGGACAGCAGAGUCCCUCGUGAAGAGAUCUUCCUGACCAGCAAGCUCUGGAACACCCACCACCCCAACGUCGCCGAGGGACUACAGAAGACUCUCGAUGCUCUGGAUGUGGAAUACCUUGAUCUCUACCUAAUCCACUGGCCUGUUCGCCUGGUUCCUAACGAGUCAAGCGAACUUCUCCCCGUAAACCCCGAUGGCACCCGAUCCGUCGACCGAUCUUGGGACCAGAGCGAGACCUGGCGACAAAUGGAGGAAGUCUACAAGUCUGGCAAGGUCAAGGCCAUUGGUGUCGCCAAUUGGUCCAUUCCUUACCUCGAGGAGCUUCGCAAGAAGUGGACAGUUGUUCCCGCUAUUAACCAGGUCGAGCUACAUCCCUUCCUUCCUCAGCACCAAUUGAAGGUGUACUGCGAGAAGCAGGGUAUUCUCCUCGAGGCUUACUCACCUCUUGGCUCAACUGGUGCUCCCAUCAUGUCCGAUCCCGAGAUUCAGAAGAUUGCUGACAAGAACAAUGUCUCAGCUGCUACAAUCCUCAUCAGCUACCACGUUAAUAAGGGCACUGUGGUCCUGCCCAAGUCCGUAACUGAGAAGCGCAUCUCCUCUAACAAGGAAGUUAUCUCGCUCUCUCAAAAGGACAUGUCAGUCCUUGACAGCUUGGCUGCCAAUGGUAAGGCGAAGCGUAUCAACACUCCUCUAUGGGGCUUUGAUCUCGGAUUUGACGAUUGGUAUGGCCCUAAGUCGGAGUAA